AUGCCGAUUUCUUCUCUUUCAGCGUCAAUAAUUCCUUCAUUGAAUACUCCGAACUCCACUUCGAAUUACUCUUCCAAAUUAUCUACGUUUUCUUCUCUAAAGUUUCCAGCACAGCUUCGAAGACUUAAGUUUCGAAACAGAGGGGUUUCCUUUCACUCCAGGUCGCGAAAUUUGCCUCUGGUAGCAGCAAAGAAGCAAACUUUUUCCACAUUCGAUGAGUUGCUAGAAAUUUCUGACAAACCUGUGUUGGUUGACUUUUAUGCAACCUGGUGUGGUCCUUGUCAAUUUAUGGCUCCAAUUCUCAAUGAAGUCAGUGAUGUCCUGAAAGACACGGUCCAGGUGGUGAAAAUUGACACUGAGAAAUAUCCUAGCAUUGCUGAUAAAUACAAAAUUGAGGCCUUGCCUACUUUUAUCAUAUUCAAGGAUGGAAAGCCUUAUGAUCGUUUUGAGGGCGCUUUGAAUAAAGAUCAGCUCAUCCAACGCGUUGAAAAUUCACUGAAUUUCAAAGAUCAAUACAAUGUGAAGCCAUUAUACUCGGAUUCUUUAAGGCUAAAUCACCCUGCUCUUCCCAAGGAGUAUCAUGGGACAAUAAUGCAGGCAGCAUGCCAUAACAUGGACGAUGUUUUCCCCAAGUUUUUAAUUGGAACACGGGUCCGACAUAAGAUUGACAAUCCCUACUACAAGGAUUGUACAGGGAAGCAAGAAAAACCCGAUCCAUGUGCAAGUUCUGAAAGUGAAAUAUUAUCCCACAACGGGGAAGAAGAUUCAAGAAUUCAGAUGGAGAUGGAGAUGGAGAUGAAGAUGAGAGCAGGUGAAGAUGUAGAAAUAGGCGAAGACAUAACCCCCCCGUUGAUCCCUCUGUCUUUCGCACUUCACGAUCCUUUCCUUCACUCUCACUGCUCCUCUUGCUUCUCUCUCCUCCCUAAUACUAGUAUUCCCCACCAUCACCAUGUCCCCACACUCCUCUACUGUUCCUCUCUCUGCUCCUCUUCCCACUUCUCCCCCGCCGAACUCAACCUCCUCCACUACGUACCUUCCUCCGACCUCCGCGCCGCCCUCCGCCUCCUCCACCACUUGCUCCCCUCUUCCUCCGACAGAAUUUGCGGUUUAUUGACGAACCGAGAGAAAUUGAUGACCGACGAAGAGAUUUCAGCACGCGUAAGAGACGGAGCGAGGGCCAUAGCAGCUGUGAGAAGGAUGGAGAUGGAUAAAGACACAAAUGAAAACGAAAAGGACGCUGUUUUGUUGGAAGCUGCGCUGUGCUUGGUGCUAACGAACGCCGUUGAGGUACAGGAUGACGAAGGGCGCUCCCUCGGAAUUGCUGUUUAUGGCCCUAAUUUCUCGUGGAUUAAUCACAGUUGUUCUCCUAAUGCUUGUUAUCGAUUUAUCAUUUCUCCGCCUGACAAUGCGUUGCCGCUUAGUGAUGAGUCCAGGCUAAGAAUUCUUCCUACAGGCACCAAAGGUGAAAAUGUUGUGCAUAACAAAAUUGAAUUCCCAAAAGGAUGUAGUGGAAGUGGACCAAGAGUGAUUGCUAGGAGUAUUAGGAGGAUUAAGAAAGGUGAGGAGGUGACUGUGGCAUACACAGACUUGUUGCAGCCUAAGGAAAUAAGGCAGUCUGAGUUGUGGGCUAAGUAUCGUUUUAUUUGUUGCUGUACGCGGUGUAGUGCAUCACCCCUGUCUUACGUAGAUCAUAUUUUGCAGGAUUCUCCAUUGAAGUUGGCAUUUGUCAAUGGCCGUGCCACAUCAAAGGCCAAUGGUGGUGGAUGUAAAGAAAUUUGUGCUUCAAAUCUGGCCUCCUUGAGCUUAAGUUCCGAACUCAGCUUUUAUAAGGAUGAAGCAACUAGAAAGCUGACAGAUUAUGUAGAUGAAGUUAUAGCUGAGUAUCUUGCUGUUGGUGAUCCUGAAUCUUGCUGCAAGAAGCUUGAGAACAUGCUUAACACUGGCCUCCGUGAUGAUGAGUUAGAGGCCAGAGAAGGAAAAUCACAGUUGAACUUCAGGUUGCAUUCGCUGCACCACCUUGCUUUGAACACAUAUACAACUUUGGCUUCUGCUUAUAAAAUACGUGCAAAUGAUUUAUAUGCUUUGCAUUCUGAAGUGGGUGGACAUUCAUUGGAAGUUUUGAGCAUGUCCAGGAUCAGUGCAGCAUACUCAUUGUUGCUUGCAGCGGCAACUUACCAUCUGUUUUGUUUUGAAUCUUCUUUGAUUGCAUCUGUUGCAAAUUUCUGGGCAAAUGCAGGAGAGUCCUUAUUAGCUCUUGCUAGAAGCUCAGCAUGGGAUUCUCUUGGAGAAUGUGGGUUGCCUGUUUUGAAUCUUUCUUCUCUAGCUAAGCACAAUUGCUCGAAGUGCUCAUGCAAUUUAUAUCUAGGUCAAGAUGAAACUCAAAAGGCAGAUUUUGACAGCAUAUCAAGCAGGUUUCUUGAUUGUAUCAGUAGUUUGUUGCAAAAGGUUUGGGGUUUUCUAAUUCAAGGCUGCUGCUACUUGAAAAUGUUUAAAGUUCCCACUGAUUUCAGUUGGCUUGGGAAAUCCUUAGACAUGUGGGAUUUUGAUGCUCAUUUAACCCAUAAUGAUUUGGAUUUCAAUUGUUGGACCAACGAAAGUAUUUCUGGAGUUGAGGCACUGGGGUACACCGACCAAUGUAGAAUAAAUAUUUUUCAGCUUGGUGCUCAUUGCUUGCUCUAUGGAGGAUUUUUAGCUGGCAUAUGUCAUGGUCCCCAUUCUCACUGGAUUAGUCACAUUCGGUGUACUCUAGAUUACGAGGGGAAAUAA
Molecule: messenger RNA, 2766 nt
Organism: Dovyalis caffra
Lineage: Eukaryota; Viridiplantae; Streptophyta; Magnoliopsida; Malpighiales; Salicaceae
Source: the annotation of a GenBank genome assembly